Plasmodium malariae is the source of this 1506-nucleotide messenger RNA. Its product is annotated as glycerol kinase, putative. Gene Ontology annotation, molecular function: glycerol kinase activity. Gene Ontology annotation, biological process: glycerol metabolic process; triglyceride metabolic process; glycerol-3-phosphate biosynthetic process. NCBI's taxonomy places the organism in Eukaryota, Apicomplexa, Aconoidasida, Haemosporida, Plasmodiidae. Gene Ontology annotation, cellular component: mitochondrion. The transcript has a single exon. Bases 1 to 1506 code for a protein of 501 amino acids. The record is from RefSeq and is a predicted model, not a curated record.
AUGAAUAUAAUAUUAAGCAUAGACCAAAGUACACAGUCUACAAAACUGGUUUUCUUUAAUGAAGAAUUAAAUGUUCUUCACAUGAACCAGUUAUGUCAUCAACAAAAAUGUUUAAAACCUGGGUGGUAUGAACAUGAUCCGAUGGAAAUAAUAGAAAAUGUAUAUAAACUAAUGAAUGAAGGUUUAAAAGUAUUAAAGGAGAAACAUAAAGAUGUAGUUGUAAAGUGCAUAGGUAUUACGAAUCAAAGAGAGACGUUUAUAAUAUGGGAUAAGUAUACAGGAAAACCAUUGCAUAAUGCACUUGUGUGGUUAGAUACCCGUGCAGAAGAUAUGGUAGUCGAAUUUUCUAGAAAAUAUGAUAAUGAUUAUUAUCAAAGAAAAACAGGAACAUAUUUCAAUACAUACUUUAGUGCCUUUAAAAUUUUAUGGUUAAUCCAAAAUAAUGCUGAAGUAAAACAAAAAGUAGAUAAUGGUACAGUUAUAAUUGGAAAUAUAAAUACUUGGCUUAUUUAUAAUUUGACAAAAGGUAAAAUAUACACAGAUGUUACAAAUGCAUCUAGAACAUUUUUGAUGGAUAUUAAUACAUUACAAUGGGAUGAAAAAUUAUGUAAAAUGUUUGGUAUUACCAAUAUGUCUGUAUUACCAGAAAUAAAAAGUAAUUGUUUUGAUUUUGGUUUAAUCAAAUCUGAGAAAGUACCUGAUUAUUUAAAUGUACCAAUUACUGGUUGCAUAGGUGAUCAACAAAGUGCAUGUAUAGGACAAGCUAUAUUUAAUGAAGGGGAAGCAAAAUGUACAUAUGGAACAGGUGUUUUUUUGUUAAUCAAUACAGGAGAUAAAGUUGUAUAUUCAUCAUGUGGGUUAAUUACAACAGUUUGUUAUAAAUUAAAUCCAGAUGACAAAGCUUGUUAUGCUCUUGAAGGUUCAAUUGGUUCUGCUGGAGCAGGUGUUUCAUGGCUUGUAGAAAAUAAUCUUAUAUCCCAUCCUAGCGAAGCAAGUGAUAUUAUGGAAAACUGUGAAGAUACAGGAGGUGUUAUAUUUGUUCCUGCUUUUGGAGGCUUAUAUGCUCCUAGAUGGAGGCCUGAUGCACGAGCAUCUAUAUCUGGUAUGUCAUUUAAUACAGGAAGAAAACAUAUUGUUAGAUCUUUGUUAGAGGGUAUUGUUUUUCAAUUAAAUGAGAUAAUAUGUUCAUUAAUAUCUGAUAUGGGUAUCGAAAUGCUGCAUGUUUUAAGGUGCGAUGGAGGUAUGACUAAAAAUAAAGCCUUUAUGCAAUUUAAUUCAGAUAUAAUAAAUACUAAAAUUGAAGUACCAAAAUAUGAAGAAGUAACAGCUUUAGGGGCCGCUGUAUUGGCUGGUUUAGGCGCAAAAAUUUGGAAGGACAUAGAUUCAGUUAAAAGAUUGUUAAAAAAUAGCGAAUUAACAUUUAAUUGCACAAUGGACAAAAGAAAAAGAGGUAAGAAACUUCUGGAAUGGAAUCAAGCCGUUGAAAGGUCGUUGCUGCCACUGUAA